AUGAGGAAAGAGCCGAGAAACACAAGUUUCUUAAACAUUGGAAACCCACUGUCGACCGAGGUACGGGACGAACCCUUCCCUUUAAACUACAAAACACCGCAGCUGGACGACUACAAUGGAACUGAGGAUCCGAACACACACCUGAGCUGUUUCCAAGUAGUUAUGAUGGUACAAAGCUUGUCCGAAGCCGCCGUCUGCAAACUCUUUCCAACAACCCUGAAAGGACCAGCUGCCAUCUGGUAUCAAAGCCUGAAAGAAGGCUCUAUUCGAAGCUUUGACGAGCUAGCAAAAGCUUUCCGAACUCAUUUCAAACCGGGAGAAAGUUUGCAAAGCUAUAUCGACAGAUUUAAUGCCGAAGCCGUCGAAGUAGGAAACUUGAAUGAUGAUACCGUGAUAGACUCUAUGAAGGACAACACAACAAUGAUGGCAUUCAGAGAUAACCUGAUAACAAAUCUAGUACAGACUUACUCCCAGCUAAUGGACCGAGCCUGGAAUUAUAUAAAUUUGGAUGAAGAACAACGACGAAAGGCUACACAUACGACGACACAGUUCUAA
Mercurialis annua (annual mercury) is the source of this 555-nucleotide messenger RNA. RefSeq lists its product as uncharacterized. NCBI's taxonomy places the organism in Eukaryota, Viridiplantae, Streptophyta, Magnoliopsida, Malpighiales, Euphorbiaceae. The coding region runs from base 1 to 555 and encodes 184 amino acids. The transcript is spliced from 2 exons. The record is from RefSeq and is a predicted model, not a curated record.